This is a messenger RNA of Chrysochloris asiatica (Cape golden mole), 2535 nucleotides long. RefSeq names its product axin 1 (gene AXIN1). Gene Ontology annotation, biological process: negative regulation of canonical Wnt signaling pathway. NCBI's taxonomy places the organism in Eukaryota, Metazoa, Chordata, Mammalia, Afrosoricida, Chrysochloridae. The record is from RefSeq and is a predicted model, not a curated record. The transcript is spliced from 8 exons. The coding region runs from base 7 to 2535 and encodes 842 amino acids.
CCCACGAUGAAUGUCCCAGAGCAGGGCUUUCCCCUGGACCUCGGUGCCAGCUUCACAGAAGAUGCGCCCAGACCCCCAGUGCCUGGGGAAGAGGGGGAGCUGGUGUCCACUGACCCACGGCCGGUCAGCCACGCCUUCUGUGCAGGGAAAGGUGCUGGGCCCAAAGGGGAGACGUCUACAGCCACCCCUCGUCGCUCCGACCUGGACCUGGGCUACGAGCCUGAGGGCAGCGCCUCGCCCACCCCCCCGUACCUGAAGUGGGCCGAGUCAUUGCACUCUCUGCUGGAUGACCAGGAUGGGAUACACCUGUUCAAGACUUUCCUGAAACAGGAGGACUGUGUUGACCUGCUGGACUUCUGGUUUGCCUGCAGUGGCUUCCGGAAGCUGGAGCCUUGUGACUCGAAUGAGGAGAAGAGGCUGAAGCUGGCCAAGGCCAUCUAUAGGAAGUACAUCCUAGAUAGCAAUGGGAUCGUGUCCCGGCAGACGAAGCCGGCCACCAAGAGCUUCAUCAAGGACUGCAUCAUGCGGCAGCAGAUUGACCCUGCCACCUUCGACCAGGCCCAGACCGAGGUCCAGUCCACCAUGGAGGGGAACACCUACCCAUCCUUCCUCAAGUCCGACAUUUACCUGGAGUACACACGGACAGGCUCCGAGAGCCCCAAGGUCUGCAGUGACCAGAGCUCAGGGUCGGGGACAGGGAAGGGCGUGUCUGGGUAUCUCCCUACCUUGAAUGAGGAUGAGGAGUGGACAUGCGGCCAGGAUGAGGAGGAUGAGGAUGGCAGGGGCACCGCCCCCUCCAGCAGACUUACCCAGAAGCUGCUCUUGGAGACGGCUGUGCAGCGCACCUCCAUAGGCCGGCGGAGCAGUGAAGGCAGGGAGCUCAGACCUGGAUCUUGGAGGGAGCCAGUCAACCCUUACUACGUCAACUCUGGCUACGCCCUGGCCCCGGCCACCAGCGCCAAUGACAGCGAGCAGCAGAGCCUGUCCAGUGACGCCGACACCCUGUCCCUCACCGACAGCAGUGUGGACGGUGUUCCCCCAUACAGGACCCGUAAGCAGCACCGUCGGGAGGUGCAGGAGAGCGUCCAGGUCAACGGGCGGGUGCCUCUGCCUCACAUCCCUCGCACUUACCGAAUACCAAAGGAGGUCCGUGUGGAGCCACACAAGUUUGCUGCAGAGCUUAUUCACCGCCUGGAGGCUGUGCAGCGCACACGGGAAGCUGAGGAGCGGCUGGAGGAACGGCUGCGGCGUGUGCGCAUGGAGGAGGAGGGUGAAGACAUGGACACGGCCCCUGGAGCCCUGGGCACGAGCCACAAGCUGUCCCCCGCCCAGGCCUGGCACCACUUCACACCCCGGUACGCAGACUCGGGCUGUGCGGGGCCUCGGGACGCACACGAGGAGGACCCCGACAGCAUUUUGGAAGAGCAUGUACAGAGGGUCCUGCGUACGCCUGGCCGCCAGUCCCCUGACAGUGGGCACGCAGCCAGGCUGCCUGCAGCACUGGGCGGAUCAGCUGGGCACAGCAAACAUGCAACCAAGGCGGGCACAAAGCUGGACACAGCUGGCCUGCACCAUCACCGUCAUGUCCACCACCAUGUGCAUCAUGGUGCGGCCAGGCCCAAGGAGCAGAUUGAGGCUGAAGCCGCCCGCCGUGUCCAGAGCGGCUUCCCGUGGAACCCGGAGCUGCACGGCUAUACCACCAAGAGUGCCAGUGUCGCCCCAACCGCCAGCGACAAUCUGGGAUACGGUGGGAAGGCAAGUGUGUCCAAAAGGACAGCCAAGAAGGCGGAGGCCGGCCGGGGUGCAGCCAGCUCAGAGGUGCCGGGCUCCCCUGAGGUGUUGGAGAAGACACAGACCAUCUUACAGUGGAUCAUCGAGGGCGAGAAGGAGAUCAGCAGGCACAGGAAGGCUGGCCACGGGCCUUCCGGGGUUAAGAGGCAGCCGGUCCACGAGAGCACCAGGCCUCUGUCCAUCGAGCGACCCAGCCCAGUGCACCCCUGGGCCAACGCCCAGUUUCGGAACUCUGUCCAGCCCUCCCACCUCUUCAUCCAAGACCCCACUAUGCCUCCCAACCCCGCACCCAACCCCCUGACCCAGCUGGAAGAGGCCCGCAGGCGGCUGGAGGAGGAAGAGAAGCGGACCAGCAAACUGCCAGCCAAGCAGAGGUGGGGCUGGCGGGCAGCAGGGAUGCCCAGCAGCCCACCUGCACUAGGAGCCCAGCCCCCACUGUCUUUCCCCAGGACGAAGUCCCAGAAGAAGGCGGGCGGCAUGAGCGCCCCGCCGUGUGACAGCAUUGUCGUGGCCUAUUACUUCUGUGGGGAGCCCAUUCCCUAUCGGACCCUAGUCAAGGGCCGUGGGGUCACCCUGGGCCAGUUCAAGGAGCUGUUGACCAAGAAGGGCAGCUACAGAUACUACUUCAAGAAAGUGAGUGACGAGUUCGACUGUGGCGUGGUGUUUGAGGAGGUGCGUGAGGACCAGGCCGUCCUGCCAGUCUUCGAGGAGAAGAUCAUCGGCAAGGUGGAAAAGGUGGACUGA